Messenger RNA from Acinonyx jubatus (cheetah), 2921 nucleotides. RefSeq names its product matrix metallopeptidase 21 (gene MMP21). The record is from RefSeq and is a predicted model, not a curated record. Gene Ontology annotation, biological process: extracellular matrix organization; proteolysis; collagen catabolic process. The transcript has 7 exons. Gene Ontology annotation, molecular function: zinc ion binding; metalloendopeptidase activity. The coding region runs from base 880 to 2565 and encodes 561 amino acids. Gene Ontology annotation, cellular component: extracellular matrix. Lineage: Eukaryota; Metazoa; Chordata; Mammalia; Carnivora; Felidae.
CUCCUUCAAAAGACUCCUUUGUGAGGGUGAACUGAGAGGGGCCAGUUCUAGAACCUCCAGGGAUCCUAGUUUACCCUCGUAUAAAAAUCCCUGACCCACAGACUAGGACACCACACAGCCAUUGCUAGGAAGACAAACGCCUACGUUCACAAACACCGAAGCUGCCCGUGACAUUCGAAUCACCGAGUUUUAGCUAAUGGAGAACACGGUUUACGUAAAACUAUACACACGUACUUCCCCGUGAACGUACACAAUACGUGUACCUGCAAGAAUGUUCAUCAAACGUCACCCUCUGAAUCACUGGAUUUCCUCCUUGAUUCUCAGUACUUUUUAAUUUUACGUUUUCCCAUACUGAUGAAGCAUCCUUUGUAUAACAAGGAACAAGAAGAGAUCGGAGAAACAAGAUCUGCAACCCAGGCCCGCCAAGAAAAAAAAAGGACCCACGCUGUGAGCAAACUGAUGAUCGGGUAGUUAGGCCGCAGGUGCAGUGAGCGACAGCAGGUGGUUGGCGGCCAGGUUUUGCACUUCUACCGACAGGACCCCCGGACUUCGCGAACAUUCCACUGCUCCCCGGGGCAGCCAGCCUGCCCGGGGGCACGUCACCACAGAAACGGAAUCCACAUGAGGCUGCCAGGGCAGGAUGUAAUUACCUGAGGACGGGGCAAACAUUCUCACCCCAACGAGAAGGGCACUCCUGGGGUCUUCAAAGGGCAGCAGGGCCAGGGCCUCCCGGCGGGCACACUUCAGACCUGGCUGCGAAGGCCUCGGAUAACGCACGGCUCCCCAGAGCGGGGGUGCUGCUUAUAAAAGCAUCCCCGGGGGCCUGGGCCCCAGGAGGGAGACGGGAGGGAAGCCGGAGGGCAGCGUGCUGAUCGGGCCAUGCUGGCCGCCUCCAUCCUCCGUCGGAGCCUGCUGCUCUGCUGGCUCGCUACCCCCCGGGCCGCCGGGCCGGAGCCGCUGUUCCACAGCCGCGACCGCUCGGACCUGGAGCCGCCCCCGCUGCGCCGGGCCCAGCCCAUCGCGGACGUCCUCGCCGCGCAGCGCUUCCUGUCCAAGUACGGCUGGGCCGACGCGCCCCCCGGGCCCGGCUCCCGGACCCCCGGCCCCGCCGCGCCGCCUGCGGGCCCCCGGGCCGCCACCCUGGCCGAGGCCGUGCGCAGGUUCCAGAAGGUCAACGCGCUGCCUGCGAGCGGGCGGCUGGACGCGGCCACGCUGGCGGCCAUGAACAGGCCGCGCUGCGGCGUCCCCGACACGCGGCCGCCGGCGUCCCCGCCGCCCCGGGUGCGGCCCAAGCGCUUCGCUCGGCCGCUACCGCCACGGAGUCCGCGGCCCGAGGACGCCGCGCCCCGCGGGGACACCCGGGCCUUCGCCAAGAGGACGCUGACGUGGCGGCUGCUGGGGGAGGGCUCCAGCGGCCAGCUGUCCGUGGACGAGCAGCGGCACAUCCUCAGACUGGCCUUCAGGAUGUGGAGCGAGGUGACGCCGCUGGACUUCCGGGAGGACCUCACAGCCCCCGGGGCCGCGGUGGACAUAAAACUGGGGUUCGGACGAGGCCGGCACCUGGGCUGUCCCCGGGUUUUUGAUGGCAGCGGGCAGGAGUUUGCACACGCCUGGCGCCUGGGCGACAUCCACUUUGACGAUGAUGAGCACUUCACGCCUCCCAGCAGUGAUGCGGGCAUCAGCCUUCUCAAAGUGGCCGUCCAUGAAAUUGGCCACGUACUCGGCCUGCCUCACACGUACAGGACAGGAUCCAUAAUGCGGCCGAAUUAUACUCCCCAGGAGCCUGCGUUUGAGCUGGACUGGUCGGACAGAAAAGCCAUUCAGAAGCUGUACGGUUCAUGUGAAGGAUCGUUUGAUACCGCAUUUGACUGGAUUCGCAAAGAGAGAAACCAAUACGGGGCAGUGAUGAUGAGGUUUAGCACGUAUUUCUUCCGCAACGGCUGGUACUGGCUUUACGAAAAUCGAAACAGCCGGACACGCUACGGGGACCCCAUCCAAAUCCUCAGCGGCUGGCGCGGAAUCCCAACACAAAACAUAGACGCUUUCGUCCACCUCUGGACGUGGAGAAGAGACGAGCGCUAUUUCUUUAAAGGAAAUCAGUACUGGAGAUACGACAGCGACAAGGAUCAGGCCUACACAGAGGAUGAACAAGGGAGAAGCUACCCCAGAUUGAUUUCGGAAGGAUUUCCUGGCAUUCCAAGUCCUCUGGACACUGCCUUUUAUGACCGGGGAAAACAGUUAAUUUACUUCUUCAAAGAGUCCCUCGUGUUUGCAUUUGAUGUCAACAGAAAUCAAGUACUUGAUUCUUAUCCAAUGAAGAUUACUGAGGUAUUUCCAGGAAUAGAGCCGCAAAACCAUCCUUUCAGAAAUAUAGAUUCAGCCUAUUACUCCUACGCACACAACUCCGUUUUCUUGCUCAAAGGCAAUGCGUACUGGAAAGUGGUUAAUGCCAAGGACAAACAGCACCAGCCUUGGCUUCCUUCAAAUGGCUUAUUUCCAAAGCAGCCCAUCUCAGGGAGGUGGUUUGACAUUUGUGACGUCCAUGCCUCCACCCUGAACAUGUAAGGAGAAAAACAGGCAAGUGGAGAAAGGGAUUUCUCUUCUGAGAGAAAGUCGGGUCUUUUACAAAGAAAAUAAACCAGAUCUUUAGUAACCGAAACAAAUAGGGCUAAAACCCAGUGGAAAAAGCUAUUACCUGAACUUUUCAAAUACGUGGUUUAGAAGUCCGUUUUACAGGCAAAAAAAAAAAAAAAAAAAAUUACCGAAUGAUUUUAGGACAUUUUUAGGAAAGGUUAAAAAAAAACAAAUCCUGACACAUCCCUGUCCUUCUGCCACCCGUCACCCCUGUACCGAUUUCAUGGCUGGAUGGGAACGUAGCCGUGGCCAAAGGAUCCAAUCACGGAAGGAGAUACGGCUCCCUG